Messenger RNA from Scheffersomyces amazonensis, 2284 nucleotides. RefSeq names its product coiled-coil domain-containing protein. The coding region runs from base 204 to 2258 and encodes 684 amino acids. Gene Ontology annotation, biological process: mitotic spindle assembly checkpoint signaling; attachment of mitotic spindle microtubules to kinetochore. The transcript has a single exon. The record is from RefSeq and is a predicted model, not a curated record. Lineage: Eukaryota; Fungi; Ascomycota; Pichiomycetes; Serinales; Debaryomycetaceae. Gene Ontology annotation, cellular component: mitotic spindle; nuclear envelope; kinetochore.
UUUAUACUACUAGUAAACUAAUUGUUAUUUGUUUAAUGUUAAGUUACGGCUACGUUUAGUUAGGAUAAAAUGAAAGCCCAAACAAAAAGUGCUCCUCAAAAUGCGACUGCGACUAACAAUCAAAACAGUAGAGAAAAAUGUUAACUAUGUAAAGUAUCACCAAAAUAACAAUAACCAGUUAUACAUCAUUAAAAUAGAUUACCAUGUCCAGUAGAGGUUCUUCACCAUUUGAAGAAUAUCCUCGAAGUUCCAAUAAUCAGUUGGCGAGAAUUAAUACCAAUAGUAAUGAGAUACGAUUGGAAAAUUCUCAAACUAUUACCAAUCUUCAAUUUCAAAUAUCAUCAUUAGUAACUGAAAAAAAAUUGGUGCAACAAGAGCAAGCCAUUGAGGUUAAUAGAUAUGAAGAUAUAAUAAUUAAGAAAAAUGAGAGGUUCAAUAAACUUAAGACUAAUUUCGAUUAUUUGUAUGAAGAGAAAAAACAAUUAGAGUCAAAGAUUGAGAAUCAGAAUCAAAUUCAUAAAGCUGAAGUCAAUAGAUUGAAUCAGAAGAUAAAUGAGUUGAUAGAACAAUCCAAUGAAAAUUUAAAGAAAUUCAAUGAAUUAGAAGCAAGUGAUGGAAGAUUAAAGAGGAAAUAUGAACAAGUUAGUUCUAAUUUGAAUUAUCAAUUGAAUAGUAAUGAUUAUUUGAAUAAAGAAAUAGCACAAUUAAAGAAUGUAACAAAUGAAUUACAACGAGCUAAUGAUGAACUUGUUCAAGAAUUGGAUAAUCAUUCUCAAAGAUUAAAUGAUUCGAAUUCAUUGAAUACAUUAGUAGAGAAUCUUCAGGAUAAGAAUAUUAGUCUUCAAAAUAUAAAUAAUAAAUUACAAACUAGAAUAGAUGAAUUAUUACAACAUAAAACUUCUACAGAAGUACUAAAACAAAAGAAUAUUUCAUUAAAUAAUAAGGUGUCAUUACUUGAAGGUAUAGAAGCUAAAUAUUGUCAAUUAGAAAUUGAAAAAUUAGAAUUACAAUCUAAAUUUGAUGAUUUCUUUAAAGCCAUUAAUGAAUCUAUAGUUGAAGAUUCUACAAAUGAAUCUACAAAUGAAACUAAAGUAAGACAAUUUAUUAAUUUAUUUAAAGAAACUAAAUUUAGUAAUUUAGUUUUGAAAAAUAAGUAUGACGAAUUAAGAAGUGAAAAGGAUCAAAUACAAGCUCAAUAUGAACAAUUAUAUUCAACCAAUGAAGAGAAUCAAUUAAUAAAUUCCGAAUUACAAUCUGAAUUAAAAGUUCGAAAUGAUGUUAUAUCCAAACUCGAAAGAGAAAGAUUAUUAAAUGUUAAGGAAAUAGAAUUCUUAAGAAAUCUGUUAAAGAAAAUGGAUGCUAUUAAUAAUAGGAAACCAGUAAAUGAUCAACAAGAUACAUCAGUCAAAGCUACUGAUGAAUAUUUAACAAAAUUAGAAGUACUAGUGGAUGAAUAUAAAACAGAACUAGAAACUUUAAGAAAAAAGGGUCAAGAUUCACCUUCUAUUGGUCAUAAACGUAUAAAAAUUGAUCAAGAUACCACCACCGAUUUAUCACAGUUCAAAUUAUCUAAUUAUCAAAAUCAAAUCGGAAAGUUAGAAAAGGAAAAUUUUGAUUUAUCUACUAAAAUUAAGGAAUUGGAAAGUGAUGUAGAAAGUUUAAAUAACCAUAUUAAGAAUUUGGAAACUAAUAAAGAGAAAAGAAAUCAAUUACAUAUCUUACAAUUAAAGUCUAAUUUAAUUGCUCAAGAUCAAGUUAUAAAGCAACAAACAUUAGAUUUGUUAAGGAAAGAAAACUCAGAUUUAAUUGAUAAAUUUAUUAAUCAUCUUACUCCAAGUGAACAAAUUCCAAAAUCAAUCUUUGAAAGGCAAGAGAAUGAUAAAACCAUAUUGGAAACCAAUAUAAAUCAAUUGAAUCGUAGAAAUAGUAGACUUAAAGAUGUUUAUGCUAAAAAGAGUAAAGAUAUACUUGCCAUUAUAUCUAAAUACUUUGGAUAUAAUAUAGAAUUCUUACCCAAUCCCAUAAAUCCAAAUGAUUUAUGUUCAAGAAUUAAAUUAAUAUCCAAGAAUAAUCUCAAUAAUGUUGGUAAUUAUAUUAUAAUUGAUAUAGAAUCAAAGAGUCUAAAGGCUUAUGGAGAUUAUGAUUUCAAGACCCUUUGUGAAGAUUUACUGUUAUCAUGGGUUCAUGAUAAAAAUCAUAUACCCUGCUUUCUUAGUGCCUUGAAUUUAAAGCUUUAUGAAUCAGCAAAGAAUUCCUAGAUAUAUAGUUUGUAAAUAUAUAUAUA